Messenger RNA from Desarmillaria tabescens, 717 nucleotides. RefSeq lists its product as uncharacterized. NCBI's taxonomy places the organism in Eukaryota, Fungi, Basidiomycota, Agaricomycetes, Agaricales, Physalacriaceae. The coding region runs from base 1 to 717 and encodes 238 amino acids. The record is from RefSeq and is a predicted model, not a curated record. The transcript has 14 exons.
AUGUCGAGCCCGUCAAAUAUUACUCUCGAGCAAACCGGUCUGGACAUUUCAAAGCAAGCUGAUCCGCUAUUCUAUGGAUAUGCUAUUUCCACAGCCCUCUUUGGAAUCGUAUUCAUUCAUGGCUGGACAUAUAUCAACGCGAAUAAUGAUGCAUGGGGAUUGCGCGCACUGGUCGGACUAUUAGUUGCUUUAGAGACGGUUUCAACAUGCGUGAUGACCCAAGUCAUGCAGUUCUAUUUUAUACAAAAUUACGGGAAUUUAGAAGCGAUAUCACAAACUCCUACAGGAUUUCUGGCCGAGAUUGCAGCGACCAUCGUGGUCAUUCUGAUGGUUCGGAUCUACUUUGUAUCGAAAAUAUACCUUCUGCAGCCACAGAGUCGGUUUGUUCCGGCCAUCGUAAUGGUACUGGGAGUUUUGUCUUUUGGAGCGGGUUUGGCUUACAUUGUGGACCAAGCCAAGCACCCGGCUGUCGAGGAUUUAGUCUCUAGAUCGAGGAUGUUGGAAAAUUGUCUGGAAAACGGUUUUGCCGCUGCUGCAGAUUUGGUCACUACUAUCGCGCUCUCAGUUUACCUAGCAAAGUCUUGUACGGGAAUACAGAGAACUGACACGAUUCUUCAGAAUGUAUUCAGAUAUAUAUUAGGUCGGGGCAUCUUAGUGUUCUUGAUGCACAUCGCAAAGUUGGUGCUGUAUAUCACGACCCAGGGAUUAUGGUGGUGA